Pogona vitticeps (central bearded dragon) is the source of this 2542-nucleotide messenger RNA. NCBI's taxonomy places the organism in Eukaryota, Metazoa, Chordata, Lepidosauria, Squamata, Agamidae. The record is from RefSeq and is a predicted model, not a curated record.
UGUCUUUUAAUGAUGAGCUGCUGUCUGAGGAAGAGGUGGAGGAUCUUGACCAGGUGGCGCUCUCGACCAGCUGGAACAGCCAAGGGAAAUUCCUGCACCAUCUUGCCCAGCAGGGGGCGCUGCGGCAACGAAGGCAGGCCUCCGCUAAAGGGAAGCGGGCCCGGCCACGCCGACCCAGCGCCGUCUCCGCGGCACAUUACGAAGUCCAGCGAAGGUCGUGCUGGGAUCCAGGCAGAUGCCAACGGGACCAUCCACGGAUGGGCAGAAGCCAACCUCAACACCACGAGCCCCCUCCGCUACGACCGGAGCCGCAAGGAGUUCACUGUGGUCAAGAGGGGCCUCUAUUACCUGUACUGCCAGGUUCACUUCAACGAAGGCAAGACCAUUUACAUGAAGCUGGACGUGAUGCUGGACGACCAGCUGGCUUUACGGUGUUUGGAAGAGUUUUCUCCGACCAGCUCCGGACCUCAGGAGCCCGAACUGAAGGUCUGCCAGGUCUCUGGGCUUGUUCUCCUCGCGCCGGGGGAGUCCAUCCGGCUGCGGACCAUCCCGAAGGUUCGACUGAAAGCCGACCGCUACCUCACUUACUUUGGCCUCUUCCAAGUCCACCCCGCUUGGCCGCCGGACCCUGCGCCUUCUUCCGCUUCUCCACUCGGUUCGCUGGAUGCUGCUGAAGUCCUUUUUCUGAAUGUCGACGGCCUGGAAUCAGGGGGCCACGAUAAAACGGAGGCAUAUCUGGAUAUUGAGACGGCGCUGCCAGGCGCUGCUGGCAGGAGGCAAGAAAACACCGAAGGAGGAGAAGAAUCCGGAUCGAGGCCAGGGCUCGACCGAGAGCCUCCUUCACUCCUGGCGACCCUCUGGGUGGGGGCGUGUGCCCUGGGCGUGGGUCUCCUGGCCUGCCUGUUCACGCUGGCCAGCCUCCAGAGCCGCCUGGAAAUGUUGCACGAGGAGCUGUCUCUGCUGCGGGGAGAGCUGAAGGUCGAGGCGGAUGCCAGAGGCAAGCCCGAAGCACUGCAGGAAACCACUUCAAGGUGUGUUCGUCCCCGAAGAGGGUGGCUGCCAACUGUCCUCUCCUGGCCUGGCUGCUCUGCUUUUAACAAACAGAGGUUACCCUUGCACUCAUUCAGCCCUUGCUGCAUGCUCCAAAAAGCUGCACGGUCGACAUUUUCUGUGCAUCAGGAUCCUGUGAAAAGCACAGGCACCGUGUCGAUUAAAAAAAAAAAGACGAAGGGAGUCGGUGUGACCCUCCACGAAUCAGCUGGCGAUCUUGCAUGCAAAGGUUUGAAAAGACGCAAGGUGUUUUCAAGGAAGGCCAGACCGGUCCCCUCCCGGCUCCCCUCCCAGCAGCAGAAUAUAUCCCAUUUACCUAGGGAAGACGUUUGCCAUAAAGAGGCUGCUGAGAGCCCCAGUGAGUUUGUGGUGCCCCCUCUUCUACACCCGAGACCUCCCAUGUUCCUGGAAAGAAAGAGGCGGGAUGCUGCGAAGACCUCACACAGGCAGGGCCGUCAACGGAGAAAACAAUCCGUCCUCCAUCUGGUCCCAGUUCGUCAUCACAGCAACGAUGAGGGGGAUUCCACGGAGAUCUGGUGGGAACCUUUCCUGCAUCAAGGUGGAGCGUUGGUGCCGAGCGGCCAGGAGGUCUUGGUGAAGCACACGGGGCUUUACUUCAUUUACAGCCAGGUGCUGUUCCAUGACCCCAUGUUCACUAUGGGGCAGGUCCUGAUGCGAAUGCCUGUGGGGAAGCCGGACCAGAUCUUGUUCCGCUGUGUCCAGAGCAUGCCAUCCGACCCAGAGAAGGCGUACAACAGUUGCUACAGCGGAGGCAUCUUCCACCUGCACCAAGGGGACCGCUUGAACCUUCGCAUCCCGCGCUUCAACGCUUCUUUCGACGCCAGCGCCCACGGGACCUUUUUGGGGCUCCUCCGUCUAUAGGGUCUGCCUCCUUGGCCUCCCCCCCUUCCAAUCAAAGACACUUUUUUUGGGGAUGGGUGGGGGAGUGUCGUAGAAGCCGUGGUGCCAGAGCACAGAUGUAGAUAGUUUUUUGAGACGUUGCCCUGAUCUCCGGGAGAAUCCUGAACUCCAGCCAGAGACGCCACUGGUGUACACGGGUUUGUGGUCGUUUGGGUUGAUGAUGCGCCCGAGAGAACUGGGUGGUUCUGUCCCCGGCUUCAAGGGGGGAGAUGGACUCUGAGGCCCACAGGUCGCUACACCGAGGAGCUGAUCCUCGUGGCAGAAAAAGGAGCAUAAAGCGCUUAUGCGACAGACUGGACACUAGAAGGCCCUCCACCCCUCUGUUCCUUUUUUUCAAGACAGAUGAAUUCCUCGCCCAUGCUGGAGAGCUCGGUGGGUUGGAGCACCUGGCUGUGGAGCCUGGCGUUAGCACCCUGAUUCCCCACCGAGCCUCCUGGGAAGACAGCCAGCAUGUGAAGGCUCCCAGAGCAUCUCCAGAAGAAAUGAUCGGUCAGCCACUUUGGAGGACUUUGAAGGAAAACCUGGAAAGGGUCGCCACAAAGUCGGAAUCAAUGCUGACAGCACCGAAUUC